UACAAAGAGUUGCAUCCUCAAGAACAAGAACAUCGACGUUGCUAAUCCUUCUGCAACAAACAAGCCUCCUAGCUUGAUGGGGCGAAGAGCCACAGCAUAUAUAUACUUGCGAGGUCCACUCACACCUCCUCCUUCUUACUUCAGCGCUUCUCCUUCCUCUACAAAGCCUAAAAGAGCCAACGUUCGUUCUGCUUCCUUGGUCAACAAGAAUCGUAGUGUUCCGUCGUCUCCGGUUGCUUCAUCUUCAUCAUCCUCGUCUUCAACAUCUUCUGUGCCUUCCUCUCCAAUGAGGACGUCGGAUUCGUACGGAAGGAACAGCAGAAGACCAAUGUGGUACGGAUCUAGACAUUAUAAUGCUAAGUCUUCAGGAUGCUACGGUUCCAUCAUCAAGUUGUUUCUAAGAGAUGUCAAGUAAUUAUGUUUUUAAAUCUCUCAAAAAAUAUGUUGGGUUUCUACUCUUUUUUUGUAAUCUUGGGAAAUAAUUUUCUGAAACUAAUUGUCCUCAGAUUCAUUUCAUCUCAAUGAAUCUACUGGUUGGGUCAUAAGUCAUAAUCAUAUGCUUUUCAUUAAACUCUGA
This is a messenger RNA of Brassica napus (rape), 577 nucleotides long. RefSeq lists its product as uncharacterized. Lineage: Eukaryota; Viridiplantae; Streptophyta; Magnoliopsida; Brassicales; Brassicaceae. The record is from RefSeq and is a predicted model, not a curated record. Bases 77 to 415 code for a protein of 112 amino acids. The transcript is spliced from 2 exons.